UGGCUGGAGGGCGUUAUGGGCCGUGGGGGGGCCGUGGGGCAGGGGUGGAGCAGCAGGCCCAAGGGGGCUGUGGAACCCGGAGUAGGCGUGGGGGCUGUCCGUGGGGCUGAGGGCAGUGAGGAGGAGCAGCGAGGCUGGCUGAAGAGAGGGUGGCCCUGGCAUGACCCCCCACUCCCCCUCCCUCCCCUCCAGCCAUGGAGCCCAGUGGGGGGGGGGCGGAAGGAGAGGCCGAAGCCCCGGGAGCCAGCGGCUCGCCUGGAGAAGGCCAAGCAGAAAUCAGCUCAGCAGGAGCUGAAGCAGAGGCAGCGGGCAGAGAUCUACGCCCUCAACCGAGUGAUGACAGAGCUGGAGCAGCAGCAGUUUGAUUCCUUCUGCAAGCAGAUGCAGGCCUCCGGCGAGUGAGGCAGCAUGUGCAGCCCCCCCAGACAACCCCAGACCCCCCCAUCUGCUGCCCAUUCCCUUUUCUAAACUCUUUGUUAUUUAUUAUCAAAUAACUGCUUUUUUUUUUUUUUUUUCUAAAUAAAAUCUGUGAUGGUUC
Messenger RNA from Aquila chrysaetos chrysaetos, 538 nucleotides. It is a transcript of the gene SVBP, whose product is annotated as small vasohibin binding protein. Bases 16 to 402 code for a protein of 128 amino acids. The record is from RefSeq and is a predicted model, not a curated record. Gene Ontology annotation, biological process: negative regulation of protein ubiquitination; protein secretion. The transcript is spliced from 2 exons. Gene Ontology annotation, cellular component: apical part of cell. Lineage: Eukaryota; Metazoa; Chordata; Aves; Accipitriformes; Accipitridae.